AUGCAGGCGGAGGAAGUGGGCCACGCUGAGAUGCGGAUAGAAGCGUAUAGGAUUGUUUCUCUCGGGGGCCCCAUCCCACACAAGAUCGAGUCCAUCACGACAUACCGCACGCUCGUGUUUGUGGGUACCAGUGACAGCAAGGUGCUUGCGUACCGUGUCGGAGCCUGCAACGGGAGCGCAGCACCGCUGACCCUACUGCAGGAGAUCACGGAUAGCCGACGGCAUGCCGUGCGACAGCUAACCGUCAUUGGUGGGCGUCGCCUACUAGUGCUCGUCGGGGACGUCAUUGCUGUCUACCAUAUCCACGACGAUGCGGCUUCCUCUGGGAGCGGGUUUCAGCUGCGAGACGUCACAACCAUCACAGGACUGAAAGACACCAUCGCGUUUCACGUGAAGCAGCACCGGGGUAUCGUCUCCAUGGCGGUGCUGCAGCGCAAGCGCGUCACCUUCUACGAGGCGUCACACACAAAUCUUGAUUUUCUGCUAAGUGUAACAGCUCCGCUGCCGGACGGGGUCAAAACUCUGAGCUGGAUGGGACGCAGCAUCGUGCUUGGUGGGCGCAAGGAGUACUUGCUCUGCAACCCCUCCACCGCCUCCACCUCGACCCUCUAUCCAACACCGCGGUCUGGCGCGACGCCGCUUGUGCUGCCCAUGGCACCUGUGCCAGAGGUCCUCGUCGCCGGCGACGGAGCGGGUUUGCGUGCACUCCUCUACGACGGCAGCGAGGUGCCCGGCGACUCGCGUGUGCUGUGGGCGACACCGCCGGCGGAGGUGCGCUACGAGCACCCGUAUGUCGUUUCUUACCAUCCGUCAGCGCCGCACCAGACCUUGCAGGUGCGUCUUCCUCUGCUUACCACGCUGGAGGACGCCACCGCCUACCCGCGGAGCUGUCUCUACCAGACGAUUGACCUCCCAAAGGUGGUGAAAGUAGCGCAGUGCCACUGGAUCGACUACGACUGCGCCAUGCCCUCCAAGACUGCACCUGCAGAUGUGCUUUCACACUCCCCUAUCGUCAUGGCCGACGCCGACCAUCGCCUCUACCUGCUCGCGCGCACUUCAGUGACAGACCAGGCGGAGGCCCUCGCCGCCGCAAAGCUGUUUGCCGCCGCCGAUCUACUGUGCCGCCUCUGCCCGCACGAAGUAGCGCCGAUGACGCUGCGGCGAAUUGCGAUGGCCGGGGCACUGCACAAGUUCAUUCGCCACCAAGACUAUGUUGGCUGCUUCCACGACCUCAGCUCCGUCGAGUCGGACCCUCGCGUGGCAAUCCAGCUCUUUCCAGGGUUUCUGCGCCCUGACGAAGCUACACCCAGUUGCCCAGUACUCCCUCUUGCGGCCCCUGCCACUGUCGUGGCGGCUGCGCUCCCAGCGUUGGCGGACUACCUGCAGUCGCAGCGUGCCGCGUUGGCGCUGUGGAGCGGCUGUGCUCCAGCUGAGCCGGUGGCGUUGCAGCUCAAAGCUGUGGACAGGGCACUUGUGAUGUCUUUUUGUGCCAUGGAAAGGGAGGAAGCGCUGAUGGAACUACUCCGUGGCGAGAACGCCUGCGAUGCUGCAGACGUAGCAGUUAUCCUUCGCGAGCGCCGGCAGUGGGUGGCCCUCACGCUGCUGCUGGAGGCACACGGCCGAUACGAGGAGGCCGCAUCGCAGCUGCGCGACCUCGCAAGCACGCGCGAGGCGGGGACUGAGGUGCUGCAGUCACAGAGAGGCGCGCUGAAAGAGUUGUUUCACCGACACCCAUUCUCUGAAGCGAGGGGGGACGCCUACGUUCCACAAUGCAUUAUACAGGAAUGGCUCACGUCGUGCUCCUCUGCGCAUCUCCUCUCGGCCUCCGACAGCACAGCGUUGUGUACGGCCGCGACGGCGAUGAUGACCGCGCUGAACUUUUUUCGGCGGCGGCCGCUGGCUCAAUUUUAUUCGCUCUUCGAGCAACACUCAUCCUGGGUGCUUGGCACGGUGCCGGCUGAGAGUGCGGUGCGCAUCUUUUUCUCCGAAGCGAGCGCACCCCACUACAGUGCCGCACUGCAGGUGCUCCAAACCUACACCGAGAAUCCCAGCACCACACCGCGGGUGAUGCUGCUUGUGGAGUACCUUUUCCAGCUUUUCUCAGACGCGCGCGUGCAGGUAACGGAGCCUGCUGUGUACGAGCGCUAUUGGCGGGGACUUGGUGAGCUGCUCUUCGCCUCCCCAGUCAAAACCGUUACGGCCGUGGAAGAGCGUCAGCGCCUGCGCGACCGCCUGCGUGAGUUCCUGCUCACUUCACCUCACGUGAAUCUAGAGUCCGCCGAGGCCUACUUCGAUGCAGCGGACAUACGGCUCGAAUGUCUGCCCGAGCGGGCUGCCGUGCACAGGCGUAAGGGUAGCCACCGCGCGGCCAUUACGAUGUUUCUGAAGGAGUCUGAACGCCUGGCUGACGCGACUGCCUACGCUAGAAGCGUCUAUGCUGAUGGAAGCAGCGACGCCUAUACAGCGCUUCUCGAGGCGCUGCUCAGGCCUGCUGCGGGCACCCCGCGAGUGACGGAGGCGCUCGAGGUCAUGAACACGUGUGACGGUGUAGACGCUGCCGCCGUGCUGCCAAUGCUGCCAGAUGAAAUGCCGUUUGCGCAGGCGAGCAGUUUUCUGCUGCACGCGCUACGCGCCAACACGACGGCGUACCGUGCAUCCGCUGUGUACAGCGCUAUCGUAAAGGCGAAGACACUGCAGAGUCAGGAGAGCUGCAUUCGCCUUUCCUCACGUGCCGUCGUCCUCGAGGAAGGGAUGGUGUGCCCGGUGUGCCAGCGCAGGCUCCGUCCGGAUACGGUACUCACGGUGUAUCCCAACAAUGUCGUUCUGCAUCAGGGAUGCACAAGCGAUGAGCACGUGUGUCCAGCAACUCUACGAGACUACCGCCACGACGCGUAUGCAGCUCUCGAGGACUUGUAG
This is a messenger RNA of Leishmania mexicana MHOM/GT/2001/U1103, 2916 nucleotides long. RefSeq lists its product as hypothetical. NCBI's taxonomy places the organism in Eukaryota, Euglenozoa, Kinetoplastea, Trypanosomatida, Trypanosomatidae. The transcript has a single exon. The record is from RefSeq and is a predicted model, not a curated record. Gene Ontology annotation, cellular component: membrane; cytoplasm. Gene Ontology annotation, biological process: vesicle-mediated transport; autophagy; endosomal vesicle fusion. The coding region runs from base 1 to 2916 and encodes 971 amino acids.